Penicillium paradoxum is the source of this 1047-nucleotide messenger RNA. RefSeq names its product nitronate monooxygenase. Gene Ontology annotation, molecular function: nitronate monooxygenase activity. The transcript has 5 exons. NCBI's taxonomy places the organism in Eukaryota, Fungi, Ascomycota, Eurotiomycetes, Eurotiales, Aspergillaceae. The record is from RefSeq and is a predicted model, not a curated record. The annotation marks the transcript as partial.
AUGGCCGCAAAUAUCCUGCAAUGGUUUCCCCAUACUAUUGCUCCGUUUAUUGCCUGUGCGCCUAUGUAUGGAUGCACUGACGCCAACUUGGCAACGGCCGUUACAAAGGCCGGGGGAUUUGGGUUUAUUGCCGGGGGUUUUGAUUUUCGAUCCGGCUCAUCCCAUCUUUCAGGCCUAGACACCCAGUUGGCAAAUGCCCGCUCAAUUCUCGGUGUGGAUGAUGGACAACCAUUACCGCUUGGUGUUGGCUUGAUUACAUUUGGACUAGAUGGAAUUGUUGAAAACGCUAUUCCGAUCCUCCAAAAGCACCGCGUAGCAGCUAUCUGGCUGUCCUUUCCCGGAGCUGAUUCGGAUCACCUUCCUAUUAUACGAGCCAUUCGACAGGCUCAAGAAAGCUCUGGAUGGGACAUCAAGAUCUUUGUCCAAGUAGGAACCAUCGGUGCUGCAGAGGAAGCAAUUCAGCAGGAGGCAGAUGUCUUAGUGAUUCAAGGAUCCGAUGCAGGAGGGCAUCAGAGGGCCCAGGGUGCUAGUCUGAUCGCCCUCUUGCCGGAAGUGCGAGAUCUUCUUUCGAAGACUGGGAAUACAAGAACUUCGAUUCUUGCAGCUGGUGGCAUUGUGGAUGGGAGGGGCUGUUUGGCUGCUCUCGGCCUUGGCGCCGAUGGGAUUGCUAUGGGUACAAAGUUCGUUGCUACCUCGGAAUGCCCGGCACCGUCUACGAUCAAACAGACCAUUAUAUCGAGCAGGGAUGGAGGAGUCUCAACCAUCAAAUCCAUUCGACAUGAUGUAUUCCAGUGCACCGAUCUCUUUCCAAGGCAGUAUGAUGGCAGGGCUGUUAUCGGGGUGAAUUACCGGGAUUCUCAAGAAGGGGUUCCCGACGAGGAAAUCAUCCGACGAUACAAUGAAGCCAAGGAGGCUGGUGAUCAUCAAAGGAGGACUGUGUGGGCGAGUACGAGUAUUGGAAGUAUCAAUGCGAUCGUCCCUGCUGAAGAUGUUAUAAAGACAACUCAACAAGAGGUGAGGGCGAUAUUGGAGCGAAUGAAGGUCGAG